Molecule: messenger RNA, 546 nt
Organism: Funneliformis geosporum
Lineage: Eukaryota; Fungi; Glomeromycota; Glomeromycetes; Glomerales; Glomeraceae
Source: the annotation of a GenBank genome assembly
AUGAAUACCUCAAAAACAUUUGCUGUUUUCUUUGUCCUCUUCCUCGCUUUCAUCUCUUCAACAAAUGCUCAUUUGUCUCUUGUAGCUCCGAAACGUAGAGGAAGUGAUGAAGGAACGAUGACCGAGGCUCCUUGUGGAGGUUUUAGUGUAGUAAACACAGCUGCCAUAUCCGAUUUUCCAGUUACAGAUGGUGUAGCAACAACCAAGUUCGAAGAUGGUAAUGGUAUGAUGUAUUUCAACUACGCUCCCACUUCUGAUGGUCCUUUCAUGCCCGUUUCAGAUAAUGUCACAAUUAACGUUCCCGAAGGUUCUAAUGAUGGAGCUCAAUUUCAAACAAAUAUUACUCUCUCUUUAGCAAAUGCCAAAGUUGGUGAUUCGGGUGUGCUACAAGCUAUUUACAAUUCAACCAGUGGAAAUACUACGUGGUAUCAAUGUGCUGAUAUCAAGGUUGUAAAUGCUAAAGUAUCCGCUGAUGCUAGAGCCAUUGGCGCCGACAUGCUCGCUUCCCUUAUAUUUAGUUUUGCUUCUUUGUUAAUGAUUCUAUAA